AUGAAACAAGCUAAUUUUAUAUUGCUAGUUUCAACUUCAAUAUAUUUAGUCAGUUCUAUUAAUUCUGCUCUGGGCAACUAAGAUGUGAGGGGAUGGGGAGAUGUAGAUCCAUAUGCUCCAGAUGCUUGGGAUUGGACAACACAGCCAAAUAUUAUUAGUCCAGUAAGAAGUGAUGGACUUAGUCAAAAUAUUAACGGUUGGGCUUCAAUAGUUGUCUCAGCUAUCGAAUCUCAUUAUGCAUUAAAAUAUGGAAAACAGAGACAACUUAGUGUGCAAUAGCUUCUCGAUUGCACUUAAGUUUAAGAGGAAAGUAUUAAUCCUUGGACAGGAUAUACAACUAUUUUGAUGGCUGGUGGUAUAGCAGACUCUAAAUCAUAUCCCGCUACUGAAUCAAAAAGCAAGUGCUAUUACAAUUUAUCAAUACCUUCAGUGAAUCUUCAGGGAGAUGGGUAUCAAUGGAUGCCUUAAAAUGAGACUAAAUUGAAAUCAGUUGUCUAUAAUUAAGGACCUGUAGUUGUGGCAAUGGCUGCCUCUAAAGAUUUCUUCUCAUAUACAGGUGGCAUUUUCAAUACCACAACUUGUAAUGGUGUCGUGCCAACUAUUGCUUUGCUAUUAGUUGGAUAUGGUGAAGAAAACGGAGUUCCUUAUUGGAUAGCUUAAAGUGCUCUUGGUGAAAAUUGGGGAGAAAAAGGUUAUGCGAGAAUACUAAGAGAUUAAAGUCUUUGUCUCAUUGAUCACGUGCCAACCAUCCCAUAUAUAAUCCUUGAUCCUGAGCUGGAAUACCCCAGACCAUACCAAUACAUGUGGGUUGCCAUUGAAACUGAGGCAAGAUGCAUCGAUGGAUCUUUCGCUACUAUCUAUUUUUCUUAAGGAUAUGGAGAUGGCUUGACAAAAGCAAUUACCUUUUUCGAGGGUGGUGGUUGGUGCUACGGGAGAAAUUAAACAGAAGUAAAAGAAUGCUUGUAUGAAAGAUCUAGCACUGAUCUUGGUUCAUCUAACAAUUACCCAUAGACCAAUUAUUUAAAUAGAACAUUCUUUGAAGAACCAGAAUAAGACUUACUAUUUAGUAACUGGAAUCGAUUCUUUAUCAAUUAUUGUGAUGGUGCUGGCCAUUAAGGGUAUAAAAAGGACCCAAUAGUUCACAAGGACAAAUCUUUAUACUUAAGAGGAGAAUUAAACACUAAAGCUCAUCUUGAUUUUAUACUGAGUAAGCUACCUCCAGAAAUAAUGACUGACUUCGUACUUUCUGGAUGCUCAGCUGGCGGAUUAGCAUCUCUAAUGUGGACUGAUUACUUUAAGGAUAAAAUAUUAACCAGAAAUCCAAAAGUAAAGUAUACAGCAAUGCCUGAUAGCGGAUUCUUUGUUGACUACAAAUCAGUUUUAACCAAUGACAAUGAUUACAAGAUCAAGAUGGAUCAACUGUACUUAAUCUCAAAUGCUGAGACAAACCUCCCUAAUUCUAACUGCCUAAAUAAUGUUAAGCCAGAAGAUAAAAAUACCUGUUUCUUCGCUGAAAAUGCAAUUAAUUAUAUCAAAUCAGAUGUCCUAGUUCUUCAAUCAGGCUAUGACGUUUGGUAAAUUUCAAACAUAUUGGGCAUUUCAUGCCUUGACUCUGAGUAUGGAACUUUAAUCUAUGCUUGCAAUAACACAUAAAUUAAGCAAAUACAAGACUUUAGAGAGUAUACUGUGAAAAUUUUAAGAGAUAAAGCAACUAAGUUGAGUAAUAUAGCAGUUUGGUCGCCUUCUUGUCCUUAUCACUGCUACUAUGUUAAAAAUACAUAAGAUCUCCAAGCUGUCCAAGUGCCUAUGAACUCAGGAAAUAAUGUAGCGCUCGCAUUUAUUAAGGUAAGAGCAGGAUAAAGAGACUCAUAUAAUUGGUAGUGGAUUGAUAAUGUUUAAUGGCCUUAAAAUACUGCUUGUGCUUUUUAUUUAUAAGAAUGCCCUAUCUCAUGA
This is a messenger RNA of Stylonychia lemnae, 1953 nucleotides long. Lineage: Eukaryota; Ciliophora; Spirotrichea; Sporadotrichida; Oxytrichidae. The record is from the annotation of a GenBank genome assembly.